UGGAAAAAUAAUUAAUUCAACAAAGUUUCCAUAUGAGUUUCCUCUGAUCUGGCACAAUACCAUUGGUUGAGUUGUUCAUAUUUUUGAGUCAUUAGACCAGACAUUGCUGUUGUUUUUCCCUUUGAAUCACAACAAUUAAUUUUUUGAAGAUGUACAAGCAAGCUUUAAUGGCGGAUGCAUGGAUAAGGGAAGCUGAAGAAGCAUUGAAGUUGGUGGAAGACAUAGAAAAUAGAGUAAACAACAAGAACCCAUCACUACAACACCAUGGAAAUUGCGUUAUAGACAUUGCCGCUCGUUCCAAGCUUUUAGAUGUUGGGAUAAAAAUUGAUCGACUUGAAUCACUUCUUAGAAACCCUCCUUCAAAACCCAUUUUAACGAAUGAAGAUAUCGACUAUAGAUGGAAGAUGCUAUCGGAUAUGCAGCUAAGAACCAAAGCUUUGGCUCUUAGGCUGUAUGCAUUACCAACUUCGAGCAGGCCUGGAAACUCGACUCAUGGAAAUCACAACGACAUGAACAAAAUCAUCACCGACUACAUACAAGAUCGAACAAAAUCAUUCUCGUCCGAAGAGGAUCGAGAGCUUUUCCGACCACUUAUUGCUAACGAUGUAUCAAUGACGAGCCAAGUGCAGACGAAACAAGGCAGUACUUCUACUCCACUGAGUUUUCUCCAGAAGAUUUGCUGGUUCUUCGGUGCAAUACUCGGAUUAGCUGCACUUACAUUUAUCUUAAUUCUUAUCUGUGCAGUCAUAUAAUCUAAUACUUAUCCGAGCUGUUCCAACACAGGAAGGCUCAAAUUAUAGGUUGAAUACAUAGCUACAUACAGAUUUUUAGAGUACGGUAGAAUUAUAUAAUCGACAAUUAUUAACAUUGGUAAACGACCCAAAACAAUUUGAUUAUAAUUCAAUUCAUAAUAGUCGUAAGUAGAAAGUUCAUAUUCUUCUAUCAUUGAUAAAUAA
Gossypium raimondii (Peruvian cotton) is the source of this 956-nucleotide messenger RNA. RefSeq lists its product as uncharacterized. The coding region runs from base 150 to 752 and encodes 200 amino acids. The transcript has 6 exons. The record is from RefSeq and is a predicted model, not a curated record. Lineage: Eukaryota; Viridiplantae; Streptophyta; Magnoliopsida; Malvales; Malvaceae.